Molecule: messenger RNA, 1356 nt
Organism: Endocarpon pusillum Z07020
Lineage: Eukaryota; Fungi; Ascomycota; Eurotiomycetes; Verrucariales; Verrucariaceae
Exons: 2
Coding region: 1-1356 (451 amino acids)
Molecular function (GO): actin binding
Source: RefSeq, a predicted model, not a curated record
AUGCCUGGUCCGCCGCCUCCACCACCACCUCCGCCUAUGCCUGGAUUUGGCACGGGAGGGGGCCCUCCCCCUCCUCCACCUCCACCUCCUGGAGGAGCACCAGGCCCGGGCAGCCUCCCGAAUAGACCACCUAAAGCUGCUGCCAAAGACAGAGGAGCUCUGCUAUCGGACAUCUCAAAAGGGAGACCACUCAAGAAGGCUAUUACCAAUGAUCGGUCAGCUCCAAUAAUACACAAGAAGUCAGAUUCCGGCCCUCCCCUGGGUGGAGCGCCGCCAAUACCUGGAUCGAAAGCACCAAGCAAUUUGGCUCCUCCACCCCCAGUCGGCGGGGUGAACAGGGUCCGGAGCAAUAGCGACACUGGAGGAGGAAGUGGAGGGGAACCAGGAGGCAUGGGCUCGGCUCCUCAAUUGGGAGGUCUGUUUGCAGGAGGCAUGCCCAAACUCAAAAAGAGAGGAGGUGGUAUUGACACUGGAGCGAGCGGGGAUUCCUCGUACAGCUCUGAUCCAGAAACGAAUCGCUCUUCAGCUCCAAGGCCACCCAUUGGAUCAGCACCGGGCCCUCCAGCUCCACCUGGUGGUUUAGCACCAUCCAUACCCAAGGUGAAUGGUCUUCGUCCCACUCCUCAAUCUACAGAAUCAUCUCCUCCGUUUUCGAAUCCGCUAGUAGCAAACCUCAGAAGACCUCCACCAAAGCCUGCGCCGAGACCAUCGUCAUCGGUGUCUGUGCCUGUGAGCAAGCCUCCACCACCACCUCCACCACCGCCAGUGACUUCAAGAAAGCCGUCUUCUGCAUUUCAGCCGCCUGCACCGCCUCCACCCCCACCGCUGUCAGCCAGCCCAUCACGUUCCGCAGCGCCUCCACCACCACCUAGUUCAGCGCCUUCGCUACCACCUUCACGAUCAACGCCACCACCUCCGUCUUCUGCUCCUGCUCCUGCUCCGUCUACCCCUUUGCAUGGAUUGCAGAACUCGGUUGCUAUGCAAGCUGCCCGGAAUGCAUUCAGUACGCAGAGGUUAUCGCCAUCAAGCGCUCCACCACCACCACCCACUUCUCCACCGGUAGCUCCUCCGCCACCACCAGCUUCUGCUCCAAGUCCACCACUAAGUAGACCGUCUCCACAUUCUCAACCCAUAGGUCGUUCAAAUCUAGAUCCAAGUAUGUAUAUGCCGUCGAACGGAGGAUCUGGGAGCCCUGGAAGAACUCCGACGAAGUCUACAUUGCAGAUCGAUGAUAGGCGAUGGAAGUUUCAGGACGAAAGUCAAUUGCCGCCUCCAAGACAAUUCGUUGGAGGUCCGAAGCAAUAUAGAGCUGGAAGGGGCAGCAGUGUUCCCCUCGACUUACAAGGCUUAUUAUGA